Molecule: messenger RNA, 774 nt
Organism: Fusarium subglutinans
Lineage: Eukaryota; Fungi; Ascomycota; Sordariomycetes; Hypocreales; Nectriaceae
Product: short-chain dehydrogenase reductase SDR
Exons: 1
Coding region: 1-774 (257 amino acids)
Source: RefSeq, a predicted model, not a curated record
AUGUCUUCUCCAUCUACAGUCCUCAUCACUGGUGGAAACCGUGGAAUCGGCAAAGGCCUUGUCGAGAUCUUUCUUGCUCGACCAUCGUUCAUCGUCAUUGUCGGCGUCCGCGAUCCCUCCCACCCAACCUCCAAGGCUCUCCAGUAUCUGCCAGUAGGCAAUAAUUCCAAGCUCAUCAUCGUCAAGCUUGACUCCAGCGUGCCCUCCGACGCUGCCGCAGCUGUUGCUACGCUUAAGAACGAACAUGGCAUUAAGGCCCUUGAUAUCGUCAUCGCCAAUGCCGGGAUUGCAAGCGAUGGCGGUCUAGUUCGUGACACAACCGUGGACAACAUCAAGAAGCACUUCGAGGUCAACACCAUCGGCCCUAUUGUUUUGUUUCAAGCUGUGGCAGAUCUCCUGCAGGCCAGCAAGACCGAAAAGCCCCUCUUCGUUGCUAUUUCAACGCUGCUCGGCUCCAUGGGCUCCAUGGAACACUUGGUGGGACUGCCCUCUACCACCAGCCCUUACGGCGGCAGUAAGGCUGCUCUGAACUGGUUCAUUCGACGUCUCCACUUCGAGGAGCCUUGGCUUACUAGCUUCGUCAUUCACCCUGGCUUGGUAGAGACCGAAAUGGCUGCCGCAGCUUUUGGUAAUGGUUCUACUGAACAGCUUUCCGCCUAUGGGUCUAUCACCAUCGAGACCAGUGUCACGUCUUUGGUCAAUGUUAUUGAUAAGGCCAGUAAAGAACUCAGUGGAACCUUUCAAAAUUACGACGGUACGCCCAUCGCUUGGUAG